CAAAAAGAAAGGUCAGUAAUUUACCAUGAGUGUACAGGCAAGUGCCUCGACAUCGUACUAUAGCUAGCUGUUCAGCUGUCCUGGGUUCUACUUGUGUAUAUAUAAUAUAUGCUUGUUGGAGUUAGUAAGUCAGUAUAAAAGAUGAGUGACCAUGAUGACCCUUCACUACUCUCAUACCCUGUCCUGCCCCCCUCCACCCUUGAAGACACUCCUUCACAACUUUCGCUCAUAGACUUCAAUUCUCCACAACUGUCCUCCUCAGGAGGAUUUUCAUUCCCUCAUUCUACUACUACCGAGAGGACUCGUCCGGUAACCCCCACACCUCCUAUUGUGGAAUCGCUACAUAACCAACACUCUGCACUUCACUCGGUUUAUAACCCCCCUACUCAGGGGGUCAGAAUGUCUACUGACCCCCUCAAACUCAAGGUGCAACACUUGGAGCAGUUGUGUGGCAAGCUGCAGAAAGAGAAGAGUGAAACCCAAGAAGAGUUCGGAAAACAGCGCAAGAAGUUUAUGGACAAGUUAGUUGAAGUGGAGUCUGAGAGAACAUUACUUGCUAACACUAUUGAGAGGUACAACACAGAAAUACGAGAGAUUAGUACACAGCUGAUGGCUAAGGACGAGGAGGUUAAUAAUGUGAGAGUUGUUGCCAAGAUGAGUACGAAACAGGCCAGGGAAGAUUUUGAUGUUGAUCGUGUCAAAUACGAAGAAGAGAUAGCCUCUCUAAGGCAGAUCAUGACUGUUCAAAGUCAGGACCAGUCUGCAGCGUUUAGUCAGGAGAGAGAUGGUUGGAAGAGAGACAGAGAUGGUCUGUUAGCAGAGAUACAAAGACUAAAGUCGUUCCCCGCCCCACAAUACACUCAGUCACCCACCAACCUCGCUUUACGACAGAAUGAGACCACACCUAUCAGGCACACACCUUCUCAAAGUCCUGACGCUGAGAACCUCGACUUUGACAUGGCAAAAGCUGCCAUGGAUGUCAAGGUCCUGAGGUCAGUAGUGGUUCCCCUGGAGGAGGAGAUAGACGUGUUGAAAGUGGAGCUGAGUGAAGCUAAAGAGCAACUGGCUCGUUACAAAACACAGGCCACACCCAUUGAUGCCACACCUCCUCUCAUUGAGUUUGACACACCUGCCACCACACUCUCUUCAACAGAAAAUGACCCUGUGACACAGCUGCAGGCCCAGCUGACACUGGAGCGCUCGGCAAGGCAGGACCUCGAAAUGCACACAGAGGCUUUAGUGGCUCAGAAGACUCUCACUCACCAGGAGAUACUCAUGCUCACUCAAGACAUGGGGAAAUAUAAGGACAAGUACAAAACAGAGAGUGAUCAGCACAAUGCGUUGAAGAAUGAGUACACAGCUCUCAAAAAGACAUGGGAACUAGCGAACCAGCACUUUAUGGUUGCUCAAGAUCGUCUCAAGCAGGAAAUUUACAAUCUGUCCGAACAAGUGGAGAGGCUCACUGCUGCUAACAGGAAGGAGAGUGUUCACAGUUCUUCCAGUGAAGAGACUCGAAGUGGAGCUGGUCUGGGUGGUGGUGUGGGUGUGGAUGAUGAGAGGGUUAAAUCACUCACGAUCCCUCGCUUGCACAAGAGGUCCCAGUCCUCUAUGGGGGAGGAAAAUCCCAUUCCACCUGGACCUGGACCGCUGCAGAGACGAAUGUCCUCCUCCUUGCCCACGUUGGAGCAGUUGUCAGGCAGGCUGUCACCCGAGGCUGGCGGAGGGGGUGGUCUGGAGACGAGGCUCACAGCACUACAGGAUGAGAAUAAGAAGCUUUGUAGUGAGCUGGAUCGUCAAAAUAAGGCGUGUCGAAGCUACGAGAGUCAGUUACAGAGGGUACAGAAUCAGAUGCUGGAGGAGCUGGAUGGGAAGGAGAGAGAUAUAGACAGACUCAGGGCAGAGACAGAGAAACUAAAGGCUGGUAUUAUGAGAGAGAGAGACACCCAGAAGAAGCUGAGGAGAUCUAUGCAGGAAGAUGUGAAUCAGAUCGGAGCAAAAAUGGAGACAUUUCGUGAGACUGACAAGAAAGUUCGACAGGAGGUGAGACGACGCAAGGAUAACUUCACGGAGCUGAAGCACGACACUCAGUUAGAGAUAGCUCGGUUGACUGAAGACAAAAGAGAGUCAUACAGACAAUUAGAGUCAGCGAGAGAGGAGUACGACUGUCUCAAAGUAUUGCAGUCUCAACAAAUGUUGGACUACCAACACUCCUUCAGCAAAGAGAAAGCGGCCCGCAAAGAGGCUGAGACGAGCGUGAAGGCCAUCAAGAGCCAUCUGUCAGCAGCACAGGCUCGUCUACAGAGCACAGAGGAAGACUUGUGUUCACAGCUGACACUGGUCAAAGAGCAGCUACAGAUUGAGACACGGCAAAAACAGAGUCUCACUUCAGAGCUCACCUCACAGCUUGCCAGCUCCAUGAGGGAAAAUGAUGGUUUGCAGAGUUUGAAGGUCGACAUAGAGGCUGAGAGAAGGGCCAAGAAUGAUGCUGUAAGCAGCAAGCUCUCCAUCCAGGAGAAGUCAACUGCCUUCAUUCAGCAGCAGCAGAGGGAGAUAGAGAAGCUACACGCAGAAAAAGAAUCCAAGGACAAGCAUGUUGUUGAGCUAACAAGACAAGUAUCUUUGUUAAAAAACCAGCUAGAUCGAACAGCUGAGACACAGAAGGACUUUGUUGAACUCUCUCAGUCUCUUCAAAUGAGAAUUGUUGAAAUGGAGGAGAGUCAACAGAGUAAUUCUUCAGACAGUGUUGUGUCGUGACAGUGGUGCCUUUGAGUGACCUUGAUAGACUGCGUGAUUUGUGGUGUGUUGUGACAGACACUUGGUAGCCGGAAUACAUUUAGCUGUGUAUGAAUUGUGUACACUUAUUAUUUUUACCACUUUUGUAAUUCAUAAAAUUCUCCAUUCUGUUCGGCGAGCAUGA
Messenger RNA from Halichondria panicea, 2917 nucleotides. RefSeq names its product rab GTPase-binding effector protein 1-like. Bases 142 to 2754 code for a protein of 870 amino acids. The record is from RefSeq and is a predicted model, not a curated record. Gene Ontology annotation, cellular component: intracellular membrane-bounded organelle. Gene Ontology annotation, molecular function: growth factor activity; GTPase activator activity. Gene Ontology annotation, biological process: endocytosis. NCBI's taxonomy places the organism in Eukaryota, Metazoa, Porifera, Demospongiae, Suberitida, Halichondriidae. The transcript has 17 exons.